UGCGAUGUUGGAUUGUAACGACUUAAGGACUAACUAGGAGUCCAUAUGGUUAGUGCCCUUCGUCGGACAAAGAAGUAAAAUUUUUUUCUUGCGGUGAAAGCACAUUUGAUCGAAAAGAAAUAGGUUUGGUUGCUAAAAUUUUUUACUCCCGGUAUCAAAUAACAUCUUUUUCUAAACAAAGAUCAAGAAGAAGUUUUGAAUAUAUUAACUUAGAAUGCCUCCAAAGAAAGGUAAAACUAAGAAAGCCGACGAUUGGCCAAGUGACGAUGACGUGGUUGACCCGAUUAAAGCUGGGAAAGCUGGAAAGAAUGCUGGAGGUGAUAUAGAAGAACCUAAAACUCAGGCAAAGUCAAAGAGUAAGAAAAUGAGAAACCUUAGAGCUGAAUUGGAACUGAGUGAUGAAGAAGGAGCAUCACUACCUAAGCCCUCGAAAGCAGAAACAGCACAGCCUGUGAAAUCGUCUGCCAAAAAGAAAGGGAAGGGAAAGAAAGAUGAUGAUUGGAACAGUGAUGAUGAUGCAGCAAAAGUGAUUGACCUAAAAAAUAUCAAAUCUGACGAGUAUGAAGAUGUUAAACCAAAAGCCAAAAAAGUCAAAGCAAAGAAAAAGAAGGUUAACCUGACAGAUAGUGAAGCAGAGGAAUCUUCCCAUGACCAGUCAAAAGUUCCAGGAAUUCAGCAAAGCGAUGAAGAAGCUGUACCCAAGAGUCAAGUUAAGAGCAAAAAAUCCAAGAAAAAGAAGGUUAACCUGACAGAUAGUGAAGCAGAGGAAUCUUCCCAUGAACAGCCAAAAAUUUCAGGAAUUCAGCAAAGUGAUGAAGAAGCUGUACCCAAGAGCCAAUCGAAGAGCAAAAAAUCCAAGAAAAAGAAGGGUUCGAAAGAAGACAAUGGUAGUGACAUUGUAGAUUUAUCUAAUAAGUUCACUAAAGUACAGCAUGAAACUGAAGAAGAUUUAAGUGAUUCUGACAACAGCAAUGAAAAACCUACAAGUAAAAAAAAUAAUUCAAUAGAAAAUAAUGUUGUUGAUGAGGAUUCCAGUAGCCAGCUCCCAAUUAUCAAACCAAAGGUAGAUGAGGAUAUUCCAGUCAUUGAAGAACCUACUUCCAUAAGCAAAAAUAAAAGUAAACAGAAAAAAGCUCAAAAGAAAGUAAAUGCUGGAGAAGAUGUAGAAUUGAACCAUAAAAUGAAAGAACUUGCAGUCGAUGAAGAUCAAGAUAAUUUCAGUGUCUCUGAUGACAGUGAUAGUGAAAAGCAACCUGAAAAAAAGCAAGAAGAAAAAGUGAAACUUUCUCAUAAAGAUAAGAAGAAAUUAAAGAAGCAAAUGGAAUAUGACAAACAAAUGGAUGUCAUCACACGCAAAGGAGGGCUGGGACACAGUGAAUUGGGAGACAAUUUCACUAUUUCCCAAGUUCAACAAUCUGAUAAAAAGUUGGCACAAUUGGAAAAUGCUGUAGACAUAAAAGUGGAAAAUUUCAGCAUAUCUGCAAAAGGAAAAAGUUUAUUCACAAAUGCAAGUCUUCUUAUUGCCCAAGGCAGAAGAUAUGGACUUGUCGGACCCAACGGACAUGGAAAGACAACUUUGCUCCGUCACAUAUCAUCACGAUCACUACAGAUUCCUCCUUCCAUUGAUGUCUUGUUGUGUGAGCAAGAAGUGGUCGCGGAUGAUACACCCGCAGUUCAGGCCAUUUUGAAAGCCGAUGUGAAACGAACUUCAUUGCUUGAAGAAGCUGAUAAAUUAGAGAAAGAACAACGCAAAGGAAACCUAAAGGUCACGGAACAAUUAAACCAAGUCUAUGAAGAAUUGCGGGCCAUAGGUGCCGACGCGGCCGAACCCAAAGCUCGACGAAUUUUAGCUGGUCUCGGGUUUACGGCUGAAAUGCAGAAUCGGCCUACUAAAAACUUUAGUGGUGGUUGGCGAAUGCGUGUCUCUCUAGGCCGAGCACUUUAUUUGGAGCCCACGCUUCUCAUGUUAGACGAGCCGACCAAUCAUUUGGAUUUGAAUGCAGUCAUUUGGUUGGAUAAUUACCUCCAAGGCUGGAAAAAAACUUUGCUCAUCGUCUCACACGACCAGUCUUUCUUAGAUAAUGUCUGUACAGACAUUAUUCACUUGGACAUGGAAAAACUAUUUUAUUAUAAAGGAAAUUAUUCCAUGUUUAAGAAAAUGCAUUUACAAAAACGAAAAGAGCAAAUCAAGGAUUACGAAAAACAGGAAAAGAGACUAAAGGAGUUGAAAUCCCAGGGUCAAUCGAAGAAGGCUGCUGAAAAAAAACAGAAAGAGGCUCUAACGAAGAAACAAGAGAAAAAUCGAGCCAAAUUACAGAAGAACGAUGAUGAUUCAACAGGGCCGAUUGAGCUUAUGCAGAGACCUAGGGAUUACGUCGUCAAAUUUCGCUUUCCCGAGCCCCCGCCGUUGCAACCGCCUGUCCUUGGAAUUCAUAACGUCAAGUUCGGUUAUGAUGCUAACAGGCCACUUUUUAAGAAAUGUGAUUUCGGUAUAGACAUGGAAUCACGAGUCGCAAUUGUUGGUCCUAAUGGUGUUGGUAAAUCAACAUUUCUGAAACUACUGGUUGGUGAACUAACACCUCAACAAGGAGAACAGAGGAAGAACCAUCGUCUGCGAAUGGGAAGAUUUGAUCAGCAUUCUGGUGAACAUUUGACGGCCGAGGAAACUCCAUCCGAAUACUUGAUGCGGUUGUUUAACUUACCGUACGAAAAAGCUCGAAAACAGUUGGGCUCAUUUGGACUGGCCUCACAUGCACAUACCAUUAAAAAUAAAGAUCUAUCUGGAGGUCAGAAGGCCCGCGUUGCUUUGGCUGAACUUUGCUUGAAUGCUCCUGAUGUAUUAAUUUUGGACGAGCCGACAAACAAUUUGGAUAUCGAAUCUAUCGACGCCUUGGCCGAGGCCAUCAAUGACUAUAAGGGUGGUGUAAUUAUAGUCUCCCACGACGAGCGGCUGAUCCGUGAAACCAACUGUCAACUAUGGGUUAUUGAAGAUCAAACCAUAAAUGAAAUUGAAGGUGGCUUCGACGAUUACCGAAGAGAAUUGCUGGACAGUCUUGGGGAAGUCAUUAACAAUCCUAGCGUUGCCGCAAAAUUGGCAAAUGAAAACCUGUGAUGAGGUGGAAAAGAACACAACUCCAAAUUUUUUCCUCCGUGUAAUAUGUAUGCGGGGUUGAGAAUAAACAUGAAUGAAAUUGUA
Daphnia magna is the source of this 3196-nucleotide messenger RNA. Its product is annotated as ATP-binding cassette sub-family F member 1. Lineage: Eukaryota; Metazoa; Arthropoda; Branchiopoda; Diplostraca; Daphniidae. The record is from RefSeq and is a predicted model, not a curated record. Gene Ontology annotation, molecular function: ATP binding; ATP hydrolysis activity. The transcript is spliced from 4 exons. Bases 215 to 3112 code for a protein of 965 amino acids.